UUUUCUAUCGAAUCCUAUAAAUUUGACAAGCUAAUUUUUUGUUUGGAAAGAAGUUUAAAAAACAAAAUGGAAAUCGUGGCAGUGGGUCUGGCGGCCUUUUUCCAACUGAUGGGCUGCUACUUUUUUUUUGCUCAACCGCAGGAUCGCUGUUCGCCGGCUCCAAAUUUGGCCAGCUGGUUAUUUCUGGGUGCCACGUUGUGUUUCCUGUGGGAUAUCAAAAUAUAUCCUCGACGAUUUAUGCACAUGUCCCGCUUCUGGCGCAUCCUGAUCGAGAUUGUGGCCUCCAUUUUCCUGGCCGAGGUGGGCACCGUCAUAAUUUGGUGUGCCUUGGAAAAGUUCCUGUUCAGCUUGACGAACGAGCUCGUAAAUUUGACGCAAUGUAGCUGUCGACCCUCGCAUUUUGUAUAUUGGCUUUCAGGACUAAUUACCAGCUUGAUAAGCGGAGCGAUGCUGUGGUACGUCCUUGAAGCCACCGACGGCGUGUACUACAUAAAGAAGUUUUCCUGCAAUCUAAGAACUACAAUGGGCGUAACCUGGCGGAUGUUCCGCUGCUAUAUCCAAAUGAAUAUGGCGGCCAAGCGCCGGGCAUUAACUAUAUGCCAAUUAGCCAAGAGGGCGGGUACAUGCAAAAUGACAGCGUGUGAGUAUUCUGAAUCGGAUGAUGAUUGCAGUGACUGAUACGGAAAUCAUUGACCGUCGUUUGUAUACUUUUGGAUAUUUUGCUGAUAAUGAAAUGUUAUACUAGAACUAUGAUUUCUUUCUGGCAAUUAAUACAGAACUAAUUCGAAUAUUAUU
Molecule: messenger RNA, 795 nt
Organism: Drosophila melanogaster (fruit fly)
Lineage: Eukaryota; Metazoa; Arthropoda; Insecta; Diptera; Drosophilidae
Exons: 1
Coding region: 67-678 (203 amino acids)
Source: RefSeq, marked reviewed